AUGGCGGCAGCAGAUGCUUCAUCUGCUCCGGGGUUUUGUCGGGGUCUUUCCUGCCCAGCUCUAUCCCUCGGGCUCCAGGGCCUCUGUGGUGCUCCUGAUGCCCCUCACCCACAGCUGAAGAUCCCGGGUGGGCGAGGGAGUGUCAGGGAUCACUCUCAUGGCGUGCUCAUUCACAAGGAUGAUAAAUUAACAGUGACCCAGUCUGCUCCAGUCGGGGGGAACCCCUCGUUCCUCUGCUUCCAGUACCAGCUGAGUGAGCGCCGCACUGCCUCCUGGAGUACAGUCCUGUCAAAGGACAGCCUCUUCUUAGAGAUUCCAGCUGGUUCACUGGUGGAGGGCAGCAAAGAGGGACUCACUGCCCUGCUGGAGUUUGCAGAGGAGAAGCUCAAAGUGACCUACGUCUUCCUGUGGUUCCUGAAAAACAGAGAAGAUCGAUUGACCCUCAUCAGGACCUUCCACUACAUGGGCUUUGAGAUGGUGAAGCCAGGCCACCCCCUGCUCCCAGCCCGGCCUGAUCGAGCCUUCAUGGUUUACUCUGUGGAGAACAGCAGCUCAGAUGAAGAGUGACCCCCUCCUCCUGCUCUUUUUGUUCCCCCUGACUCCGCCCCUCCAGCUGUGAUGUCAUCAGUCACAGAUGUGAUGUCAGGAGGAGAGGUGACGCAGCUUCUCCUGACCUGGGUGGAGUUGGGUGGUCUCCCUUCACAUGUUUGGCCUUUAUCCCCUCCUGUCUGCUGCUGUGAACUGAAGGAACAGCUGCUGGACUUUCAGGAGACGUUUGUGUUUUUAUCUGAACCAAGUCUCCUCUCUGAGCACUGCUUACACACUCUGUUAGAGUGUUAGAGUGCUCUCUGAGCACUGCUUACACACUCUGUUAGAGUGUUAGAGUGCUCUCUGAGCACUGCUUACACACUCUGUUAGAGUGGUAGAGUGCUCUCUGAGCACUGCUUACACACUCUGUUAGAGUGUUAGAGUGCUCUCUGAGCACUGCUUACACACUCUGUUAGAGUGUCAGAGUGUUAGAGUGCUGUGUUCAGGGUGUGCACAGGAAACAUGGGCUCAUGAAUGAAAGACGUCUCUGCUACACUGAAGCACAUUAAGACUUUUCUGUCUGCAGAGUGCUGAGUCAGCACGUCACUGGUUUCAGGUGUUCAGCUGAUUAAAGGUGCAACCAUCGAAAAGAAGAAAACCUGAUGAAAUGUGGAGGAGGGUCACACAACUGGAGGAUUUUAAUUUUCCAGUAAGCGUCCAACAAACUGAGCUGUUUUACUGCAGCAGCCAAACAUGAACACAUGAUGUUUGUGUUUUCAUACAUCUGACUCAUGAUGACCUGUCUUUAAUCAGCAAGGGGGCUGGGAUUUGUGCCUGAAGAGGACAGUGUAAUGUUUGUUUCAUCAGUCUUCAUCAAACAGUUUCUACAUGAUAAAAUCACCUCACCUUUAACAAUAAAACCUGUUCCUGAUGAAGCUCCGUGUGUUUCAGCAGGUCGAAGCAGGAAGUGAAGGAAACACUAAAAUCUGCUGAUUAGAUGGUUGUAGUUAAAGCACACGUUGUUUAUGUUGUUUAUGUUGUUUAUGUUGUUCAUGUUGUUUAUGUUGUUCAUGUUGUUUGUUUAUGUUGUUCAUGUUGUUCAUGUUGUGUGUGAAGCAGGUUAGCUCACAGCCUCACUCAUGUUCCAGUCUGCAUCACUACUCAUCCAGCUCUUAGAAAACAAGAAAUAAAGUCUUUAUGUUUGUUCAGA
Molecule: messenger RNA, 1738 nt
Organism: Austrofundulus limnaeus
Lineage: Eukaryota; Metazoa; Chordata; Actinopteri; Cyprinodontiformes; Rivulidae
Product: ornithine decarboxylase antizyme 2
Exons: 5
Coding region: 1-567 (188 amino acids)
Biological process (GO): positive regulation of protein catabolic process
Cellular component (GO): nucleus; cytoplasm
Molecular function (GO): ornithine decarboxylase inhibitor activity
Source: RefSeq, a predicted model, not a curated record